Molecule: messenger RNA, 1206 nt
Organism: Letharia lupina
Lineage: Eukaryota; Fungi; Ascomycota; Lecanoromycetes; Lecanorales; Parmeliaceae
Exons: 3
Coding region: 1-1206 (401 amino acids)
Molecular function (GO): protein binding
Source: RefSeq, a predicted model, not a curated record
AUGAUACAGAUCGACUAUCUCUUCUCCCCAUGGAUGCUCAUGGCCAUUACUUCAACCACGAUAGUUGUCCCCAGCUUGCAUUCCUGGAACAUCACCUUGCGAGUUUGCAGAGUCGUUCCGGAUUCAGCCAUCAUCUUCCGCUUUGCUUUGGACGGCAAUCUUCAAGGCAUGAAGAUGUUGUUUGAUGCAGGAUCCGCUUCAGCACAUGAUGUUGACGCUAGCACUGGAACCUCACCGAUGGAUGUCGCGUGUGGCCGUAUCUUAGGCGGAACGGCAUCACCGGAGAUCACAACAGCAUUGACCGAGGACUUUGAUAUCGAAGAACACCUCGAGGAGCGACAACUUCCCGUUCUUCACAAAAUUGUUCUAGGUCUAGCUGAGGCGGAUUUAGAAACCCAGCUGCGAUUGUCAACUAUGGUUAAGAUCGACGCAUUAGACUACCAAGGCCGCACAGCGCUGAGCUGGGCGGCCAUUAGAGGAGACAGUGCAUCCCUGAAUCUACUCCUGAAGUACGGCGCUGACCCGAAUGUCGUCGCCUACAAUGGCGACGCGCCACUUCGUUACGCGACGAGGGCGCCUGACCCACGCUGUGUUAGGCCCUUGCUUGAGAGUGGUGCGGAUGUCAAUGCUGUGAACGCAUGGAAGGGAAAUCCAUUGGCAUACACCACGGCGUUUCGAGACGACCUUCGGUACUUGAAACCCUUGUUGGAGAAGAGCGUCGACAUGGAACACAAAGAUAGGCACGGACGCUCGGCACUAAUGCGCGCAGUCCUCAACAAUCGUCCAAACCUAGUCAAGUGCUUGCUAGGAAAUGGUGCAAAGCUUGCAGAAGCCGAUGCUUGGGGUUUCCGGCCGCUGAUGGUAGCUGUUGAGCGCAAAUUCCACGCAGUUGCUCACAUCAUUCUGCAGAGCGGUACUUCCGAGUUGGGCGUGGAACCCCUCUCGUCUGUUCUCGAAAUUGCUUUGGUCUCUGGCGACCGUCAAACCGUCGAGAUGCUUGAAGGACUUCAGUCACGAGUACUGAACGCUGGUGAGGAGGAUUCUGAAGUUGUAGGAGCUGCCACCAACGACUUAAAAGACCUAGGAACACAGAAUGAUACGACACAGCUUCAACAAGCUGCACGAGCCCUUACAACUGGUUUCCAAGCUUCAAAACCCGCGGUACCUGUUUUAGUGUUCAGAAAAGAAAAGGUAAAAGCUGCUUGA